UAUGGAUCUGCAAAUCUCAGUUUUUCUUCUGUUCGUGCUGUUCACUGCAGGACAGUCUCGUAACUGCUAUCAGUGCACAAGUUUGGCGAGCUCUUGUGACCAGGUAACAUGUCCUAAUGGAUUUUCCAACUGCUUAGGCGCAACACUAGAUAUUGUCAACUAUACUAAAUUGACAGUGAAAACUUGUGGUCCACUUGUCUGUCCAAGUGGGUCUAUCAACCUUGGCAUUGGAAAAAUCUCCUCUUACUGCUGUAACACAGACCUGUGUAACUCCCAAAAUGCUCCAGAUCCCUCUAACACUGCCAAUGGAAAGUCAUGUUACUAUUGUGAUGGGAAGAACUGCUUGAACACAGUGAGCUGCACAGGGAGUGAAGACCGCUGCAUUAAAGCAACAGGGAAUUUUGGAAGCCAGUCAUUGGUUGUAAAAGGCUGUGUCUCUAAAUUUAUUUGUGACGCCACGUCAUUUAUUCCUAAUGUUGAUGGAAUCUCAUGUUGUGAGGGGAACCUGUGUAACGGUGCUCAGAGUGUCUCCCAGAGCUUCCUGUUCCUCUGCUGUUCUCUGCUCUCCUACUUCCUGCUGCACUGAAUCCAACAGCUCCUCACAUCCUACAAUCAGACAGACUGUACUGAAUAUAGCUUGUAUUUUCUCUGUACUGUAUUUGAUGUUCUGAUGUAAUUUUUUGCUGUGAAAUUCUGUUGACAUUUUCUGAAAUAAAAUACACAGUAAAAAUC
Ctenopharyngodon idella (grass carp) is the source of this 732-nucleotide messenger RNA. Its product is annotated as phospholipase A2 inhibitor and Ly6/PLAUR domain-containing protein-like. NCBI's taxonomy places the organism in Eukaryota, Metazoa, Chordata, Actinopteri, Cypriniformes, Xenocyprididae. The coding region runs from base 2 to 586 and encodes 194 amino acids. The transcript has 5 exons. The record is from RefSeq and is a predicted model, not a curated record.